CCGGGUGACGUCAUGGGGUUCUGGAACUUUGUGACAGAACGUUCGAUGUUGUUAAAUUGUGGCGGGAAAGCGCCGAGUUUCAGUAUAGGGCCAGUAUAGGUGGACAAGCUGCCGGACAGCGGGCUCACUCGGCUGCUCACACCAUUUGCCCCAAACUCCCCGCUCCUCCACCAUGGUGAUCCUCAGAGAGGGCAUCUGCCCCGGAGCCACCGCCCAGCUCAUCAACGCUUUAAAAGAGCAGAAUGUGAAAACAGUGGUGGACUUGGUGUCUGCAGACAUUGAAGAUCUGGCACAGAGGUGUUCUAUUUCUUACAAGACUCUGGUGGCUGUGAGACGUGUGCUGCUUGCUCAGUAUUCCCCAUUCCCUUCCAAUGCUGCCGACCUGUAUGAGGAACUGCUGGGCUCCACUGCCAUUCUGUCCACAGGGAACCAGAGCCUGGACAAGUUGCUGGAUUCGGGCCUUUAUACGGGAGAGCUAACAGAGUUUGUCGGAUCACCAGGCAGUGGAAAGACUCAGGUGUGCCUCAGCCUGGCUGUCAAUGUCGCGUGUGCGCUGAAGCAGAAGGUGCUGUACGUCGACACGACGGGGGGGCUGAGCAGUGCCCGCCUCCUGCAACUGAUCCAGAGCCAGGUGGACAGCCUGGAGGAGCAGAGUGAAGCUCUCCAGAGGAUCGAGGUGAUCAGGGUUUUUGAGGUGUACCGCUUGCUGGAGGUGCUGCAGUAUGUCCGGGCGACCUCCACAUGCCAGGUGACGGGUACGCGUGGUUCAGUGAAGGCCCUUGUGCUUGACUCCGCCACAGCCGUGCUCUCCCCCAUUCUGGGGGGCCAGCAGAUGGAUGGUAUGUCCCUCAUGAUGCAACUUGCGAGAGAACUGAAGCUAUUAGCCAGAGAACUGGGCAUCUCCGUAAUUGUGACCAACUGUGUGGUCCGGGACAUUGGAGGAGGGGUGAAGCCCGCCCUGGGAUGCACGUGGAGUUACGUCCCCAACAUCCGUAUCCUGCUCCGGCGUGGAGCUGACGCAGCCGGCCCCGGCAAGCACAGUGCUACUGUACUGAAAUCCUCCAGGCAGCCAACCAGAAUGAGUGUAGAAUUUGACAUUACUUCCUGUGGAACUCUGAGCAGCCGAGCUGCUGCUGCUCUGCCCUCUGCCGGUGACCUCGACAGCACCUAACCGGAUCUGUGUGGAGCUCUGUAACCAUGGAAACGUGUGUAAACACCUCCAUUUCAAAGAUAGCACGAUAGGCGCCGUUUUGACUGGGGCGUUCCCUUCCCUCACCUCGACCUGGUGCAGUUGACUGGAUGGUGAGAGUGCGCGGCCACUGCCUGUCUUCAAGGUGCUGCUUCAACAACAUUGCUUCCCUGCUGCUUCUGAGCCACCUCGGUAUCUGGAGAGACAUGACAAUGAGCUUCUGGAAAUUCCAGGAGCAGAAAGUGAGGCCCAGCGUCAUGCCUGGAAUCCAGGAAGAGCUGAGGAUGUACCCGGCAGCUUGACUUUGUGAAGACAGUCGUUCCGAGCGUGCACCUUUGGCAACCUGGAGCUCGGGCUUGGUGCGGAGACUACCAAGAACGGCCGGCUGUGUCGCAUUGAACAACACAAGGCUUCUGCGGUCGGCCUUUGUAUUGUGGCAGAGAUUGAGAGGAAGCAUUUUAAAGCCAGCGUACAUUUCGGCCACGGUUUUACCACGGGGAAUCGUUGGACAGCCUUAUCCCUGGAUGGGGAAAGAACAUCCAGCUCCAAGUCAAGUAUUUACAGCAUUUGCCUUCCUGGUCAUCGGUCCCACCAGGGAUUCUAGACCCUGACAGUGGCUAGCACCUUCUCCUGCACAUUGAGCCUUGUUCCCUCAGCAGCACCGUUCCCCUUUGGAAGAGAGGACAUGGACUGGAGGCCAUGUUGAUGAUGUUGGGGGAGAGCUGUACUGGGCAGAGUGUGCUGUUCAGAAGCCAAAUCUCCAUUGUAAGACUGAUUGAUAUCUGAUGUGAUGUGGAUAUAACUACGUAUUUUCAAUGCCUAUUAUUGCCCCAAAAAUGCAAAUAAAAUGAUAUUGUUAAUA
Messenger RNA from Leucoraja erinaceus (little skate), 2051 nucleotides. RefSeq names its product RAD51 paralog D (gene rad51d). The record is from RefSeq and is a predicted model, not a curated record. Gene Ontology annotation, cellular component: centrosome; Rad51B-Rad51C-Rad51D-XRCC2 complex; replication fork. Lineage: Eukaryota; Metazoa; Chordata; Chondrichthyes; Rajiformes; Rajidae. Gene Ontology annotation, biological process: double-strand break repair via homologous recombination; reciprocal meiotic recombination; telomere maintenance. Gene Ontology annotation, molecular function: single-stranded DNA binding; ATP binding; ATP-dependent DNA damage sensor activity.